GAAACGCCCAAUAACUUCUCUAGACAUAGAGACCUGUUACUUGUCUUACCAACCUAGAUUCUGCUUCUAUACUCUGUUCUACACAUCGCUUCUGCUACAAUACAUCUCUCGAAGCCCUCCCAUGUCGCGAGAUAGCGUCCCUCGCCGGCUUCACAGAUCAGAGUCCAUUGCCCACGCAAGGGCCCAUGUUAGUCAGAUUUCGCGGCGCAUACAUGGAUGGUCAUGGCAAGCAUAUCCCAUUGGUAUGGGCACCGGCGCCGUAUAUGUAACGCUUGCUGGGCUGAAGAAUCACCCCGGCCAUCCUCUGACCGUCGUCGAGACUGUCUUCUAUUUCUUGAACAUGGUGCUGUUUCUUCUCAACACUAGUACGCUUCUUCUCCAAUUAAUACUUUACCCGCGGCAAGCUCGUCGACUCAUUACUGACCCAGCGACGGGGAUCUUCGUACCCCUUAUGGUCUUGUCAUUUGCGACUAUUAUCAUUGGCACCAUUAACUAUGGAAUCCCGUCGGGUCGUGUCACGCCGAACUUUAUUUACGGUUUAUUCUGGACAUAUGUUGCACUCUCUGUCGCGAUCUGUUUCCCGAUGCUCAUGGUCUGGUUUAACAAACCGCAUGAUCUGGCAAAGUUCACGCCAGCGUGGGCCUUCCUGGUCUUUCCCAUGAUGCUCGUCGGAGUGGUUGCAUUCAACACUUUGAAGGUCAUCGCUCCAGAAGAGCCUCGAGCCUUGGGAGUUUUACUCACAGGCUACAUCUUCCAAGGUCUCGGCUUUUUCAUGACCUUUUUCUAUAUAUGCAUCUAUAUCCUCCGAAUCAUGACUACUGGCUUCAUGGACGGCCAUCAAGCUAACGGUGCCUUCAUCGCCUGUGGUCCUCCAGGGUUCACCGCCCUUGCGCUCAUCAACCUUGGAGACUACUCCAGAGACAUCUUGAAGAGUCGCCAGCUCAUCUCGGAUGUUGCCGGCGAUGUAUGGUACGCAGGCAGCAUCAUGGCGGCGUUGCUGCUCUUUGGCCUGGCAAUAUUCUUCUUUAUCUUUGGCGCGCUGCCUUACUGGUUUAAGCUGCACAAAAACUUGAGCGAGAUCUUGGGCUGCUGGGCACUGACCUUCCCAAACGUCGGCUGGAUUCUAACGCUUCGCAAGCUGGGUGACAUCUUCGACGUGCAGGGCUUCCACAUCUGGAACCUCGUGAUGACGAUCUGCAUGUGCGUGACGUGGCUCGUGCUCUUCGUGCUCACCGUGCUCGCCUUCUGGGAAGGCAAGAUCUUUAUCUCCACGCCCGAGGCCGUCAUCCGCGACCAGCUCCACAUCCACAUCGUUGAGAGGCAUCACGAGGACGCAGCCGACCUCGAGAAGGGCGACAUCCUGGCCCUAGGCGUUCAUCGCGACACACAGCUUGCCGAAGUGGGCAUCGCGCAUUCGGACAGUUCGCACAUCCUCCAGGUCAGCAUGGAGGCUGCCCGGGAAGAGUCUCCUGCGCCUGCGCCGUCCCUCGCAUAAUUCUUCUACACUCGAAUUUUCGUCUUUGUUUUCUCUCUGCAAAGCCAUUUUCUGUCAUCUUUCAUGCACCUUCAUGUAGACACCUCAUAAACAUGCAUCGUGGCACGAUCGGGCACUUCGCAUUACAUCUCUCCUGUCCCGUUUCCUCUCGCUUUUCGCCCUAUGGCACCCUACGCUCCCUCGCACAAUUAGAUCAUAUACUAGCACCGUAUCCUAUUACUAC
This is a messenger RNA of Phanerochaete carnosa HHB-10118-sp, 1718 nucleotides long. RefSeq lists its product as uncharacterized. The transcript has 13 exons. Gene Ontology annotation, cellular component: membrane. Bases 122 to 1495 code for a protein of 457 amino acids. Lineage: Eukaryota; Fungi; Basidiomycota; Agaricomycetes; Polyporales; Phanerochaetaceae. Gene Ontology annotation, molecular function: malate transmembrane transporter activity. Gene Ontology annotation, biological process: malate transmembrane transport. The record is from RefSeq and is a predicted model, not a curated record.